Molecule: messenger RNA, 1885 nt
Organism: Oncorhynchus gorbuscha (pink salmon)
Lineage: Eukaryota; Metazoa; Chordata; Actinopteri; Salmoniformes; Salmonidae
Product: lysophospholipid acyltransferase 5-like
Exons: 13
Coding region: 74-1474 (466 amino acids)
Biological process (GO): lipid modification; phosphatidylcholine biosynthetic process
Cellular component (GO): membrane
Molecular function (GO): lysophospholipid acyltransferase activity; 1-acylglycerophosphocholine O-acyltransferase activity
Source: RefSeq, a predicted model, not a curated record
AAAGGAGAGAGUGGAACGCUCGCCAAGGUACACAUCUACGGAAUUACCAGAGCCACUUCCGCCCACACGAAAGAUGGCGGCUCCCUUGAUGGAGAAAUUGUCGGAAUCUUUAGGUUCUCCAGAACCUGCGGUUCGCCUGAUUCUGUCCGUUUUAGUCGGGUACCCCUGUGCCCUGCUGUACCGGCAAUUCUUCUUCAACCAGCCACCUACUGUCAUUCACUUAUACCACGCCAUCUCCGGACUGUCUCUGGCAGCUUUCAACUUUGCAGGCACACAGCUCUAUCACUCUGCAUUGUGCGUCCUUGUCCAGUUCCUGAUGAUGAGGCUUAUGGGAAGGACGAUAACAACUGUCCUGUCCAGCUUUAUUUUUCAAAUGGCAUACCUGCUGUCAGGCUACUACUACACAGCUACAGAAGAAUACGAUAUCAAAUGGACCAUGCCCCAAUGUGUCCUUGCACUCAAACUUAUCGGUUUGUCAUUUGAUUACUAUGACGGUGGCCAGGAACCAUCCAAGUUGAAUGAGGAGCAGAAGAGGUCAGCCUUGGCCAAUGUUCCCUCCCUGCUGGAGGUUAUCGGCUUCUCCUACUUCUACGGAGGCUUUCUGGUGGGACCCCAGUUCACACUGCGCAGCUACCAGAGGCUAGUCAAAGGGGAGCUCACCGACUGCCCCGGACAGCCACCUAACAGUGUUAUACCUGCUAUGAAGCGGUUCUCCCUCGGCCUCCUCUGCCUGGUGAUCUACGCAAUAUUUAGUCCGCACUACCCAGAUAGCUAUUACCUAACAGAUGAGUACGACGCGCAGCCGUUCUGGUACCGCUGUGUCUUCAUCCUCCUUUGGGCCAAAGUCAUCCUGUACAAAUAUGUGAGCUGCUGGGUCAUAGCGGAGGGUGUCUGUAUACUCUCUGGGCUCGGCUAUAAUGGGCUGGGUCAGAAUGGCGAGCACCAAUGGGACGCCUGUGCAAAUAUGAAGGUGUGGACGUUUGAGACCACACCCCUUUUCACAGGCACCAUCGCCUCCUUCAACAUAAACACCAACGCCUGGGUGGCCAGGCACGUGUUUAAACGGUUGAAGUUCCUGGGCAAUAAGCUCCUGUCUCAGGUGACCGCGCUCGCGUUCCUGGCCAUCUGGCAUGGCACGCACUCUGGAUACCUCCUCUGCUUCUCCAUGGAGUUCAUCAUCGUAAAUGUGGAGAGACAGGCCCAAGCGCUGGUGAGGGACAGUCCCCUGCUGACCCGCCUGGCCAACAGUCCUCUCUACCCCCUCAUCUACCUGGUCCAGCAGUUCAUCCACUGGCUCUUCAUGGGCUAUCCUUUGGUGCCCUUCUGCCUCUUCACCUACGACAAGUGGCUCAGGGUGUAUUCAUCCAUUUAUUUCUGUGGCCACAUAUUCUUCUUCACAUUGUAUCUAGUCAUCCCAUAUCUCCGCAAGGUUCUGGUACCUAGAAAAGAACGGAGCGAGAAAAAGGAGGACUAGAACUGUUAGGUCUCUGGCUGAAUCUCCACCCAGGAUGUGACUGAAGGGAACUGUGACUUUUAACUAGGAGCAGAUCAGAAAAUAUUUUAAAGCCUUUAAUAUUAUUUGUGUGUACACUUUUUUUUCUAUUUAUUUUUGUGAUUUGGAAAGGAUGCACGUUUUUUGAGACCAGGGAGAUGAGGGUACAGGAAAACCUUUGUGCCACAAUUGUGAGCCAAUCGCGGGGUGUAUUCUUGAUUUUAGAGAACUUGAGAGACUGACGUCUUGUAUACUCAGAAUAUUGCACUCGCCACUCACGGGCUCUGGGUCCGUAGACUGCUCUGUUUUUAUGAUCUCUCUUCCUGUUUCAACCCUCCCCUCAAGUCCAUAUAGACGGAGUAUACAAAACAUCCUAAUAUUGAGUUGCGCGCC